UGCUGCGCUCUCGGGGGGGUCAAGUUCAGCUCUCGCGCGCGCGAGACGAGGGUUGGCCCACAGCCCACAGGCAGAAGGGGGAAUCCCUCGCGCUCGUGACGCCGCGCAGCUGGCCCUAUAAGCACGCAGGCCCGCUGCGCCCCGCGCCGGAGUUUUCCCAUCGUCACAAAUGUGUGUGGCUCAUCGUGACCCACAGUCGUCGUCACACAGCUGGUCCGCGCGUCCUGCUCUCGGAAUUUGAGUCUUGUGUUCGACCAUCAACCCUCGACACCAUCUUCUGCUCAUCUUCAUCUCUCCUCCCCUAAAAAAAAAACCAAACCGUUGGCUUCGUCGUCUGCUGCUUCGUGGCUGACAGUCGGAGGCGGGGAUCGAUCUGCCAAGGCCGGAAGGUACAGAAAGUGAGUGAGGGAGAGAGUGAGAUCAGAUGAGAGGAUGACGCCAGGAGAGCUGAUAAACUCGCCGCACUGACUUGCUGCACUCUACGCUGCGGCACACGCAACGCUUUCGCCUGCGUGGCAACGGCAACAAGAAAUUUGUCAAGUGCGGGGCUGAGAGUGUGUUGGAGUGAGAGACAGAGAGGAACUCUUCUUUGCGACUUUGAGUAACUUUUCUUUUCCUUCCUUCCUCGAGCCCCAAGUCGGCGCCGACGCAGGAAGACAGCGAGACGUCGAUGCAUCGGCGCCCAGUGUGUCUGCAGCAGCAACAGCAACAGCAGUCUGCGAGACGGCGUGCUGCUGCUGUCAUGUAGGUGACACGUGCAGGUCUGUGACGAGGCUGUGAGACCCUGUGAGACCCUGUCAUGCAUCAGGCAGCAGCGGCAGCGAAGUCGGUCAGUGGCUGUUAUUAGGAGAGAGAGAGACAGACGCACACACAUCACAGACAGCGAUGUGCGGCUCCCGUGCACCAGAGCCGCGCGGCAGACGUGAGACGUACGGUGGCUGCUGAGCACCGGGGUGCUUGCUACCCCCCAUCUUCCUCCGGUACCGCAGUGCAUCGCUCUGCCGUCAGUCAAUACACGGAGAGGUCAGUACUGGAUGCCAGUCUGCUGUCCACCGUCGAUAACUGCUGCUGUUGCUGCUGCACCCACGACUUGACCGUCACCACGACUCGACAUCUUGCCAAGCCCCUCCCCGACCCCUGAGACCCCCUCGACCCCCUGUGUGAGCUAUUUGUGGCUCCGUUAAACCCCUCACCCACCGAGGAAUCAAAGCGGUCGUCAACGAGGGAUCUUCAAAGGUAAUCUCAUCGAAACUUGAUCAGAGGGGUGUUGUCACCUGUAGGGAUACAGCCACCCGAGUACUAACAGCUCGGGUACCUCUUCUUCUGUACUGGACUACUACGUCGUUCAUCGUUCGUGACAGUGCGGGAGCCGGACACUUCCACGGCAGAACGUGGCCACGUCGCUUUCGGGCAACACCACCAUCACCACCACGACGACAACAACGACAACAACGACGACGACCGACGCCAGAAGCGUGCGAGGGCUGGAUGAUGAUGACGAUGGUGCUGGGCGCUGGCGGCUGCGAUUACGACGUCCGCUGCGUGGUGGUUGGCGAUGAUGCUGUUGGCAAGACCAGCAUGCUGAUGGGGUACGCCACCAACCGCUACCCCACCCAGCACGUGCCCUCCGUCUUCGACAACUACGCAGGCACUGUGCGGGUGGCCGGUCGCGAGCUUCACCUACAGAUCAUCGACACGCUAGAGGAGGAAGAGAGUCCCUCUGUUCGGCUGAGCGAGUAUCCAGGAACAGACAUUUUUGUCGUCUGCUUCUCCGUGGUGCGGCCGGAGUCGCUGCAGAACGUGGAGGACGUGUGGCUUCCGGAAAUCCGAGCGCAUGCGCCCCACACGCCAUUCAUCUUGGUCGGAACCCAGGCGGACCUGCGAGAGGUGGACGAGAUCCUCGUCAUGCUGCGCGAGAAGGGUCAGCAGCCAGUCUCAGCAGCCCAGGGGUCCGGGGUGGCUCGGAGACUGGGGGCGGCCUGCUACAUCGAGUGCUCGCCGGGUGUGGAGAAAAAGCUCCGCAAGAUCAUCAACUCUGCCAUCGCAUCGGUACUGAAAGUGAAGGAUCCUUCUUCUAGCAAUGGCCACAAACCCUGCACCAUACUGUGAAUGGUCGGAAUGAAGGAAAGAAGAGAAGAAAAAAAAAAAGACUUGAUGACUUCAUUCUGAGGAUUCGAACUCGAGUUACUCCAAUCCACUUGCCGUCUUCGACACUGUGAAUCAUACUCAUCUGGGGUAAUAUUAAGUUCUCUUCCCCAAGCCAAAGCUUCCCAUGAGUCAUUAAAAGAGAAAGCAUUAUCAAAAGACAACUGCCAAAUCAACGUUGGACGUUACAUCCUUCACCAGGCGCCAUAACACACUAACCCAAUGAGCAGAGAAAGUUCAAGCAAAAGGUCAUCAGCACAAGCCUCAGGCACGACACUGAAAACAACAGAACACGCAAAACUUCGUGUAUACAGGGAAAUGUCCAUCGCCAUGUACUUAGUUUACAAAUGAUCAUUGAAGCAACAACAGUUGAAAGGUCAUCAGAUGACAGUGUGCUGCACGUUAGUUUACAUCCUGCAAUCAAAAUGUCAUAAAAUAACUUUUUAAACGAUAUCAAAACUGCACAUUGCCUCGAUAAUCUUCCGACAUGCAUGAAUUGUUGUUCGUCGAGAUGACUGUAAGACUCCUAACCAACCCUCCCCAUUCCUCCCGCGCUCCCAUACCCCGGGUAUCUGAAAAUAACCUUAUUUUAGUAAAUCGCUUUCAAUCUAACAACCAGGCUGUGAACUCCUCCCUCUCCCAAACUUCUCUGGCACUCGCCAUCACACAUACAGCUACUUGGGCUUUCAAUGACAGACAGACGACAGACAGACAGACAGACAGAACUGGGAGGCAGCACGGCUGAUCCAACGGCCAUGAAUGACGUCACUUCCAGAUCAUCUGGUUUUCAGCUGGACGAGCUGUGACGAGGAGAAUCGGACGAGGAGAGGUGACGAGAAGGAAACAACCUGCUCAUACCCUGCCCAUAGCUUUGUGUGUGUCGGAGCUUAGUUCCCUUGUCUACUUACCACGAGGGUAACGAAGCUGAGUGGUAAAACUAACAACUGACUGCUUACAGUGCUGCGUCCCUUGGACUGCAGAUCCUUUCCUGCAACGCAAUAAAAUUCAGAAUAAAAAAACAAACAAACAACGGUGGGAGGGAAAAUGACCAGAAACAUCGCCGGAGACAAAUAUUUUCCCAAAGUGUCUCGCGGGUUUUGGCGACAUCUUGUCCACGCUGUAGACAUGAUGAGUCAGCACACCCGAAAUGAUUCCACCCAAGCUAUUUUGUCUUUCACCAGGUCUCGUCGACGGACUUCUGUGAAUUAUUUUUUUCUUGUCUACAGGAAGUGACGUGUGUGCACAGUGGAGUAUCCUCGAAAGGGAGCUGGUCUUUCUGAGAGCGAGAGUUAACCAAUCAAAGCGAGAGUUUCAGAUAUUUUUUUGAGCUUGACUUUUUGAGAGAAAAAAAAAGUUUCCGACAAAAGGAAAGGAUUGCUGCGCGACAUUGUGCUUGCUAACUUAAACGCUACAGAUGUAAACAAUAUGUUUGUAAUCGCUAGUGUUUGUUGACUUAAACAUGGAACAUAAAACUGUCGAAACGCACAUAAUAUUUUCUUGUUUCCCCAUGUAAUGUGAUGUAAGUGCUAAUAUUAGAAACGAUGUUUUGUGAGAUGACAUCUGAGAUGACCCUAAAGAUUAUUUUCCUGCCAGUUGCAGUCAGUGUCGUCCUGUGUUAGUCGAUGGUUUCCGGUACCAUUUCCUUAGACCCUUGAAACCCACUUUGCUGUCGAUACUAGGUGGGAGAGGUUACAGCAACAGGGUUUGAAAUUGUGAGCAGAACAUCUCAACCUGUUCAUUGAGUGGUUCACGUGUGACUGUGUGUGUGUGUCUGUCUUCUUGUCUGUCUGCAAGUAUGCAUGUUUGCAUGUGCAUGUGAUCGGGUGAGCACUCGCAUGUGUGUGUGUAUGAGAGAGAGAUGGGACCGAGAGUUAGGACAUGCGGACACGCAGACAGAAAAGGGAUGGAUAGAAAGACAAAUCUCUACGAUGCAGAAAGUAUAAAGACAUGUCUGUGUUAGUAGUCGUGAAAGUAAUAGUUUGUUUGACUAGCAGCAUUGCGACUGAAGACUGUUUUGUCUAGUUCUAAUAGCUGUGAAGUUCAUGAUACUCUACUAGCAGCAAUUUGUCUCCCGAAGACUCAAUUUGUCUACGUGUCAAGAAAAAUACCUGCUUGUGAAGCCGUUGGCCGAUGCUUGCCGCUACAGGUGUUUAGUGUUACUCGAUGUUUGGAUGUAACACCCUCUCCCCCUCCAAACCUUUCCCUUAAGCUGACACCACACGGUGUGACUAAGCUAAAUGAAACAGGAAGCCAAGACCUGGUCCAGCCAUCUGGAAAGAAAGAAUCAACAAUCAAGUAAACAAUCGUGUGCACAGACACAGAUUUGUCCAACAGUCACGACGAGAAGCUAACAUUUGAAUGAACACUUGGAUGAACAGUCGUCGUGGCCACUCCUUUCACUUGCCUGGGUCAACCUGUGUGGGGGUCAACCGUGCUGUCCUCGUAGCUGCGCAAGUGCCUUGUUUCACCCGUCAUAUCACACCCGCAUAUCGUCCGACGUGCGACUACGGCCACCCCUACCCCAGCGAUGACUGCAGCGGCAACCUUCAACUGAGACCAUCUCGAAAAGCAGUGAACCUUUGUAGUGUAACGAGCGGAAAGUCUGAAAGUCGUGGGAGCCACUCAUGCGGAUCCCCCACCUAGAGUUUUGUAAGUCUGCGGGUACCUCCGCCACCCGCCGCGCCCACUGCCGCUGCCGCCACCGCGCGCCGCGUCGCUGUAUAGGAUCGUGGUCAUGGAUGUGGUUUUCGUUCCAAGGGUUGUCCUGACUGUAGCGAGCCCUUCAUUCCUAAGCGCCGUGCUCAAUUUUCUACAUUAUUUAUGUAGUUUUCGCUUUUGACUACUACACUUGUUGGCUUUGUCACCGAGGAUGCUGUCCGAUGUUUGAAUAGACGACUAGAAACUACACAGUAUUCUUGACAAAAAAAUAAUAAAUAAAAAUAAAAAAAAAUCUCGUGGUCCUGAGCAGAGCCAGAUGACUAGUACAAAAUGAAGCUGGACUUUAUUUACUUCAGUCAAGUAUUUGCUUUGGUCUUUGAUCUUGUGUAUUGGCUACGCUGGCUAUACAUGUGCUUAGUAAUAAACUGGACAUAAACUA
Messenger RNA from Pomacea canaliculata, 5242 nucleotides. Its product is annotated as cell division control protein 42 homolog. The transcript has 3 exons. The coding region runs from base 1489 to 2109 and encodes 206 amino acids. The record is from RefSeq and is a predicted model, not a curated record. Gene Ontology annotation, biological process: small GTPase-mediated signal transduction. Gene Ontology annotation, molecular function: GTPase activity; GTP binding. Lineage: Eukaryota; Metazoa; Mollusca; Gastropoda; Architaenioglossa; Ampullariidae.